GUGUUAAUGAAUUGCUGGACAUGGUCUGCUCUAUUUCAUGCACGGGAUCUACCUUUUAAUGAAAUAAUGGACUAUAUCAGUGCUUUUGCAGCUAUUUUAUUUGGUUUCUUCGCUAUUGGUUACAGAGUGUUGUUAAAUAGCCCAUCUCGUAUUUUGUUCUCUAUCUGCUGUCUGUUGUAUUUUCUGAAUCACACAUUGUAUCGAACAUUGGAUGAAAAUUUUGACUAUGCUUACAAUAUGAAAGCUAAUAUUGUUCUCUCUAUCAUGACGAGUAUUAUUAUCUUCGCUUGGACUAUUAGAGAAUGGAAAAAUCUGUAUCAUGUUAGAUAUGCACUUUAUUAUAUGAUCAAUUUUAUGAUCGCUGCAAUUCCAGAAAUUUUAGAUUUCCCACCAAUUCUGUGGCUGGUGGAUGCUCAUGCUCUGUGGCAUAUCUUAUCAAUACCUGUCACCUACUUUCUAUUUAUGUAUGGUGUUGAGGACUGUAGAUAUUUGCACAGAUCGAAACUGCAUCUCUGAUUUUUUAAACUUACGGGCCUUGUCAUUGCCUGUCUAGCUAAAGCUCAAUAUCUGAUCAACAUGCUCCGAUAAAAGACUUGCCCGGAAAAAGGGCGUACAAGAAAUAAGCCCCAUCUCAGUAUCAGCCCUUUUUUAAGGAUAAUCCUAGUUGUUUUUUCACCUCUUUUUGAUAUAUUUUGUAUGAAAAUGUAUUUUUGGUGCUUACUUUAGUGCUCUUUUAUAGUUUUUUGUACCCACUCAGCCUUCCAAUUAGUCACGGUUUUUUUGUCUGAGGCAUCACUUUAUCAUUGUUAAUAUUUUUUACUUGUGUUUUUAAAUUUUAGAAUUUACCACAUAAUUGCUAAUGUAAUUAGAAACACAAUCAAUUCUUAAGCAUGAAGUAUACUUUUUGUUCACCUUUC
Messenger RNA from Bemisia tabaci, 917 nucleotides. Lineage: Eukaryota; Metazoa; Arthropoda; Insecta; Hemiptera; Aleyrodidae. The record is from RefSeq and is a predicted model, not a curated record.